AUGCCGUUGGAUCUGUCUCUCUAUCUGGUCACAGACUCGACCGCGGCGAUCCUCAAGGGACGGGAUCUGUGCACGGUCGUGGAGGAGGCUCUCAAAGGAGGCGUGACGGUGGUCCAGUACCGAGACAAAAUCAGCGACACGGGAGUGCAGGUCGAAACCGCCAGAAAGCUCCAUUCCAUCACCCAGAAGUAUGGGGUGCCUCUUCUGAUCAAUGACCGGGUCGAUGUGGCGGUGGCAAUUGGCGCCGAGGGCGUUCAUCUCGGUCAGGAUGAUAUGAAUUUCGAGGACGCAAAGAAACUUCUUCCUCCGAAUGCGAUCAUUGGAAUUAGUACGUCGUCCAUCGAGGAGGCCAAGAAGGCUGUCGCCGAUGGUGCCGAUUAUCUCGGGGUUGGGACCAUGUUCGCAACGCCAACUAAAACGAACACUAAGUCUGUGAUCGGAACUGCAGGAACACAGGCAAUUCUGAAUGCCAUCAGCGACUCGCCCUCGGUGGGCACCGUCUCCAUCGGCGGCAUCAACCAUUCCAACGUGCAGCGGGUAAUGUAUCAAUCGCACUCGCCCAAGAAGGGCCUUGAUGGUGUCGCCAUCGUCAGUGCUAUCAUGGCAGCCGACGACCCCAAGGCCGCGGCCGAGCAGUUCGCCAAGCUGAUCAAAACUCCCGCCCCGUUUGCACUGGCCCCAAAUGCCCCGCGUGCAAAUGAGGCAGAGGCGUUGCUGAAGGAGGUACCGCAUAUCGUUCAAAAAAUGGUGGAAGUGCACCCGCUCGUUCACAGCAUGAUCAACUUCGUAGUGGCCAAUUUCGUGGCAAACGUUGCUCUCUCCAUCGGCGCAUCUCCAAUUAUGGCACCAUAUGGCGACGAAGCCACGGAUCUAUGCCAGUUCGAUGGCGCACUUCUCAUCAAUAUGGGAACGCUGACAAACGAGAGCGUCUCCAAUUAUCUAAAGGCAAUCAGGGCAUACAACCAACGAGGCAACCCGGUGAUCUAUGAUCCAGUCGGUGCAGCAGCGACUCAUAUUCGGCGCAAAGCCGUAGUCGACUUGAUGCGGGGUGGCUACUUCGAUUUGAUCAAGGGUAAUGAGGGCGAAAUUCGACAAAUCUGGGGAAGCAGUGCGGUCCAACAGCGUGGUGUGGACAGUGGGCCGAGCACCCUUGACAACCAGCAAAAAGCGAUGCUGGCUCGGGAUCUGGCUCGGCGGGAGCGUAAUGUCGUUCUUAUUACUGGAGCCACUGACUAUCUGAGCGAUGGGGAGAGGGUGAUCGCCGUGGAGAAUGGCCACCCGCUCCUAGGCCAAGUGACCGGCACCGGAUGUGCCAUCGGUACCAUCUCCGGCUGUUUCCUGACAUCCCACCGGUCCGACAAGCUCCUCGCCGUGUUAUCAGGUAUUCUUAUGUACGAGAUUGCAGCUGAGAACGCCGCUUCUAAGGAGUACGUUCGAGGACCAGGCAGUUUUGUGCCGGCUUUCCUUGACGAGCUGCAUGCUCUCCGCACUGCAGCUGCCAAGGGAGAUGAUAGCUGGUUUGUAGGCCGGGCAAAGGUGCGUGAGGUGAAGGUUUAG
Molecule: messenger RNA, 1557 nt
Organism: Penicillium lagena
Lineage: Eukaryota; Fungi; Ascomycota; Eurotiomycetes; Eurotiales; Aspergillaceae
Product: bifunctional hydroxyethylthiazole kinase/thiamine-phosphate diphosphorylase
Exons: 7
Coding region: 1-1557 (518 amino acids)
Biological process (GO): thiamine biosynthetic process
Cellular component (GO): cytoplasm
Molecular function (GO): magnesium ion binding; hydroxyethylthiazole kinase activity; thiamine-phosphate diphosphorylase activity
Source: RefSeq, a predicted model, not a curated record